AUGUCGAUUCUCAUCACAGGAGCAGGCGGCUAUGUUGGCCAGGAACUGGCCGCUGGUCUUCUUGCAAGCACUCCAGCUUCAACCACAGUGACCAUCACCGAUGUCGUCGAGCCAACAGUUCCCGAGUCAGCGACACAAUAUGCCAGCCGUCUGACUUGUGUCCGCGCCGACCUGACCUCACCGACGGAGGUAGACCAAUUAAUCAGUGCCUCCCGCCCGUAUGAGACUGUUUAUAUCUUGCAUGGAAUCAUGUCUAGUGGCUCCGAGGCGAACUUUGAGCUGGGUAUUCGAGUCAACCUCGACGCCACCCGAUACAUCCUGGACCGACUACGCGCCACUAUGCCCGGGGUUAAGGUGGUUUUCACCUCUUCAUUGGCCGUCUAUGGGCCUGCACCCCCUGGAUUUGUGAUUGAUGAGACAAACUUCCCGGCUGUGCCUUCAUCCUCUUACGGGUCGCAGAAGUUGAUCAUCGAAACUCUGGUGACCGACUACUCCCGUCGCGGGUUCUUGGACGGACGCAGCGUGCGACUUCCCACAGUGACCGUUCGAGCCGGAAAGCCCACACAGGCAGCAAGCAGCUUUGCUAGCGAUAUCAUUCGGGAGCCUUUCCAUGGAAAGAAAGCCAUUCUGCCCGUGGCUAAGGAGACGGAGAUGUGGAUCUGCUCGCCACACACGAUUAUCAAGAACCUGAUUCACGCACGCACCGUGCCCAAAGAGGCAUUUGGGGAGUCACGGUCGGUCAACCUGCCUGGACUGAAAGUCAGUGUGCAAGAAAUGCUGGAUGCGCUGGAGGAAAUCGGUGGCAAGGAGCGACGGGGACUCGUAGAGGAGAAAUAUGAUGCUGCUACCGACAAGAUUGUGCAGUCGUGGACUCCCCAGUUCUCCACUGACCGCGCAUUCAGGCUUGGAUUCCAUGCGGAUAUCUCUAUGACCGAGAAUAUCAAGCAGUUUGCCAGUCGUUUUGUAUGA
Molecule: messenger RNA, 969 nt
Organism: Penicillium canariense
Lineage: Eukaryota; Fungi; Ascomycota; Eurotiomycetes; Eurotiales; Aspergillaceae
Product: SDR family oxidoreductase
Exons: 1
Coding region: 1-969 (322 amino acids)
Source: RefSeq, a predicted model, not a curated record